Molecule: messenger RNA, 3878 nt
Organism: Lagenorhynchus albirostris (white-beaked dolphin)
Lineage: Eukaryota; Metazoa; Chordata; Mammalia; Artiodactyla; Delphinidae
Gene: OSBP2
Product: oxysterol binding protein 2
Exons: 14
Coding region: 1-2754 (917 amino acids)
Cellular component (GO): cytosol; intracellular membrane-bounded organelle; membrane
Molecular function (GO): cholesterol binding
Source: RefSeq, a predicted model, not a curated record
AUGGGGAAAGCGGCCGCUCUGUGCCGAGGCGGUGGCUGUGGCGGCCGGUCCCGCGGGCUCUCGUCGUUCUUCACGGUUGUCCCCUGCCUGUCCUGCCACACGGCGGCGCCGAGCAUGAGCGCUUCCACGCCCGGCUCCGAGCCGGAGCCCAAGCCUCAGCACCAGGCGGUGCCCCAGCCCAAACGGGAUCUGGUGUCAGAACAGGUGUCGGAGCCAGUUUCUGAGCCGGUGCCAGGAUCGGAGCCUGAGUCCAGGAAGAUGUCUGAGCCAAGGCCAGGAUUCAAACAGGAAUUGGAACUGCUGCAGGGGUUGGGGACCGGAUCAGGUCACCGGGAAGAGUUGGGCUCAAGCCUGGGGGCUGGGCCCUUCACCAAGGCCCCAUCCGAGCAGGUGCUGGCGCUGGGGCCAGUAGUGGGGAGCGUGCCCUUGACCAAACUCGAGUCUGGGUUGUUGCCGGCAUCAAAGGCUCCGCGACCAGGGCAGGUGAAGACACAUCUUGGGGCUCCAGUGCCAGGGAGUGGCUCGCCCUCCGCUCUCCCGAUGGUCUCACUUCCUCUGGACAGCUUCAAGGGCUGGCUUCUCAAGUGGACCAACUACCUGAAGGGCUACCAGCGGCGCUGGUUCGUGCUCAGCAACGGCCUCCUGUCUUACUACAGAAAUCAGGGUGAAAUGGCCCACACCUGCCGUGGCACCAUCAACCUGUUCACUGCGCACUUUGACACGGAGGACUCUUGCGGUAUCGUGCUGACCAGUGGGGGCAGGACCUACCACCUCAAGGCCGGUUCAGAGGUGGAGCGGCAGCAGUGGAUCACCGCCCUGGAGCUGGCCAAGGCCAAGGCUGUCCGCUUGAUGAGCAGCCAGUCAGAUGACUCUGGGGACGACGAGGACGAGACUGCCUCCCCAGCUGAUAAGAGCGAGCUACACGACACCAUCAAGAAGCUCUCCCUGAAGCUGGACGACCUCAGCACGUGCAAUGAGCUCGUGGCCAAGCACGGCGUGGCACUGCAGCGCUCCCUGAGCGAGCUGGACGGCCUCAGGAUCCCCUGUGAGAGUGGCGAGAAGCUGAAGGCAGUCAGCGAGCGGGCCACCCUUUUCCGCAUCACUUCAAAUGCUAUGAUCAAUGCCUGCAGGGACUUCCUGGAACUAGCGGAGACGCACAGCCGGAAAUGGCAGCGGGCUCUGCAGUAUGAGCAGGAGCAGCGCGUCCAUCUGGAGGAGACCAUUGAGCAGCUGGCCAAGCAGCACAACAGCCUCGAGCGCGCUUUCCGCAGUGCCCCCGGCCGGGCCACCAACCCCACCAAGAGCUUCAGCGAGGGAAGCCUCUUAACCACCAAAGGCGAGGACAGUGAGGAAGAUGAAGAUACCGAGUACUUCGACGCCAUGGAAGACUCCACAUCCUUCAUCACAGUGAUCACUGAGCCCAAGGAGGACAGAAAAGCCGAGGGUGGGACUACAGGCUCCGUGGAAUGGACCUCAGACAAUGUGCUAGACAGCACCUCACUUGUGCGCCAGGGCCCCCCCAAAGUCAAGAGGCGUGUCCGCAUCCCUGACAAGCCCAACUACAGUCUUAAUCUUUGGAGCAUCAUGAAGAACUGCAUCGGCCGGGAGCUCUCCAAGAUCCCCAUGCCGGUCAACUUUAACGAGCCCCUGUCCAUGCUCCAGCGGCUGACGGAGGACCUGGAGUACCACCACCUGCUGGACAAGGCCGUGCACUGCACCAGCUCCGUGGAGCAGAUGUGCCUGGUGGCGGCCUUCUCCGUGUCCUCCUACUCCACCACCGUGCACCGCAUCGCCAAGCCCUUCAACCCCAUGCUGGGUGAGACCUUCGAGCUGGACCGUCUCGAUGACAUGGGCCUGCGCUCCCUCUGCGAGCAGGUGAGCCACCACCCGCCAUCGGCCGCACACUAUGUGUUCUCCAAACACGGCUGGAGCCUCUGGCAGGAGAUCACCAUCUCCAGCAAGUUCCGGGGGAAAUACCUCUCCAUCAUGCCGCUAGGUGCCAUCCACUUAGAAUUCCAGGCCAGCGGGAAUCACUACGUGUGGAGGAAAAGCACCUCGACUGUGCAUAACAUCAUCGUGGGCAAGCUCUGGAUCGACCAGACAGGGGACGUCGAGAUUGUGAACCACAAGACAAAGGACCGGUGCCAGCUAAAGUUUUUACCCUACAGCUAUUUCUCCAAAGAGGUGGCCCGGAAGGUGACAGGAGUGGUGAGUGACAGCCAGGGCAAGGCCCACUACGUGCUGUCAGGCUCGUGGGAUGAACAGAUGGAGUGCGCCAAGAUCGUGCAAAGCAGCCCCAGCAGCCCCAGCUUGGACGGGAAGCAGAAAACGGUGUACCAGACACUACCGGCCAAGCUGAUGUGGAAGAAGUACCCGCUGCCGGACAACGCGGAGAACAUGUACUACUUCUCGGAGCUGGCCCUGACCCUCAAUGAGCACGAGGAGGGCGUGGCGCCCACCGACAGCCGCUUGCGGCCCGACCAGCGGCUGAUGGAGAAGGGACACUGGGAUGAGGCCAACACGGAGAAGCAGCGGCUGGAGGAGAAGCAGCGCGUGAAUCGGCGCCGGAGGCUGGAGGCCUGCUCGCGGGGCUGCGGUGCAGAGGAAGCAGAGAAGGAGGCCGAAGUGUACGUGCCGCUGUGGUUUGAGAAGAGGCUGGACCCGGUGACUGGGGAGACGGCCUGCGUGUACAAGGGUGGCUACUGGGAGGCCAAGGAGAAGCAGGACUGGCACAUGUGCCCCAACAUCUUCUGAGCACCACCCCCCUCCUGCAAAUACAGGCGGCUGCACAGCCUGGUCCACCUUCUAUUUAAUGCACUCAAUUUAGUACUCAACUGACCUCCCCACCUUUUCCUUCUUAUGUUUUUUAAUAACACUUUUUUGGGGCUCCCACCUUGGAAGGAGGAAGUGCUGACCCGGGUUCUUUCCAGCCCCCAGGUGCCCCGGGUCUCCUGUGACCCUUCAUCAUGGACUUGAGCCCCAUCAGGCCCCCCAGCUCCAGUUUCCACACCUCAGGCAGGCUGGCCCGGGCCCUUGGCUGCUCCAGUCACCAGCCCCCCAGGGAGGAACUGGCCCCCUCCCAGGGAGCCACUUUUGACUUUUUUAGAAAAAAAAAGAUCUCCAUUUCUUUCCAGCCAAGGUAUUUAGUAAAUAUUUUUAGUACAGCACUUGGUGGACAACUUUCUAAGUGUGCUUUCUUGCCACAGAAGUGUCCUGGCAAGAGCCCCUUCUUUUUAAGACAUUGGGAAGCCAGAUGGACCCCUUUGAAUCGGGAGCAUUUUGUAGCUCAAACAGCAAGGCCAUGUGUAUGUGAGCUGCCCACCCCCCAGGAGCCCAGGACCCCCCAGAGAAGGGAACCAAGGGCCGCCGGGCCCAGGAGAGCACAAGUCAGUUGUCUCUGGAGCCAGAGCCCCACGCAUGGUGGGGAAGGGGACACUGAGGGACCGCCAUGUGGAUUUGAGGGCAACAGCCCCUGCCUAGCCCUGGCCAUGCUGGGGCUGCUCCCCGGCCCCACAGAGGCCGGGCCUACAGGCGCUCCUGCCACAGAACCCAGCCCCAAAUCAGCAAUAAGAACCAACCCUCGGCUCAGCCUGGGUUGGUAUCCUGGGCACCAGAGAACCCAGAGUCCCGUCUCUGGGGUGUCCCAUCUCAGCACCCCUGAACUCUUUAUUUGCCAUAUAUAUAUAUAUAUAUAUAUAUAUAUAUAUAUAUAUGAUAUAUAAAUAUAUAUAAAAUAGCUAUUUUGCUUAAAUUUUUAUGAUAUGUAGAAGUGAAAAAAUGAUGACGACAGGGUGCUCCUGUCUGAGUUUGGCCCUCCUGUCAGCUGUGCCCUGCCCUCUCCUCAGAUUCCCUUCCAGUGGCUUCUGCCAACUGUGGGG